AUGUCCCAAGCCAGCACCCCAUGGGCUCGAAAAUUCCGUGACUCCCUGAAGCAAGGUGAACCAAACUUUUUAUCCUAUUUUGGAGCGCUGGAGGUCUUUGGCGGCGAACAACAGCUGCCUUCUGGUAUUCUCAGCUUACUAGAUAGCUGGUCUAGCAAUGGUACUGAGCAACAGAAAGCUGAGCGCCGAGCGGUGCUCAAAUUUAUGCGAACAAUGGCAGCUGAGUUGGGGUAUGGUUAUGGUGAUGCCUACCUUGCGGUCACUGAGACCAAGAGAACUACUCGUCUGGUGUUUAUCGCCCCUGAGAGCCAGAGACCUGGACAUGCGCCGGGACAACGCAAGGGCUACAAGAUGGGAGAAAUUCCAAAGAAGCCAGAGAAGAAACGACCUUCAGGCGUGGCGAGCAAACGCCCUGCGAAACGUGCUCGCAAGGACGGGCCAUCUGCCUCAACAGAGGACAAUGAGGAAGACGAAAGCUCGUAUAUGACCCCGAGAAGGCGAACCUGA
This is a messenger RNA of Fusarium odoratissimum NRRL 54006, 507 nucleotides long. RefSeq lists its product as uncharacterized. Bases 1 to 507 code for a protein of 168 amino acids. The transcript has a single exon. The record is from RefSeq and is a predicted model, not a curated record. Lineage: Eukaryota; Fungi; Ascomycota; Sordariomycetes; Hypocreales; Nectriaceae.